Opisthorchis viverrini is the source of this 1260-nucleotide messenger RNA. RefSeq lists its product as hypothetical. Gene Ontology annotation, biological process: ubiquinone biosynthetic process. The coding region runs from base 1 to 1191 and encodes 396 amino acids. The record is from RefSeq and is a predicted model, not a curated record. NCBI's taxonomy places the organism in Eukaryota, Metazoa, Platyhelminthes, Trematoda, Opisthorchiida, Opisthorchiidae. Gene Ontology annotation, molecular function: methyltransferase activity. The transcript is spliced from 8 exons.
AUGCCUGAGGGUGACGCGCAAAUAUUGCUUGCAAAACCGAUGCAGGACGAAUGGAACCGUCGGUCCCAACUAGAGGACGACCAGGGUCCUCAACCAAAGGCUUUUGUUCAAAAGCCUGACCACAAUGCACCGGUGUUUGGCGUGAAAUGCAAGUGCAUUCCAAUUUUUACGGGACAGAUAGCCACACGUGUUCCAACCCCCAAUCUGGAGAACCAGGAGACUGUGUUCGUCAAACUUCUAACCGUUGACCAACUUGAUAUGAGAGACUGUGUGUCGCACGGACAUCCCCAGUGUAUCUCAAUGGGUCGCGGAGUCAGCAAAUCUACGGGAACUAUUUCUGCCAUAUGGACACGCCUUUCAACCACACACUUUGGAUUUCAAACGGUGGAUGAAGAAGAGAAGCAGCGUAAAGUCUUUAAUGUGUUCCAGAAUGUAGCGGAAAAGUACGAUCUCAUGAAUGAUGUCAUGAGUGCUGGAAUCCAUCGCUUGUGGAAAGAUAAUUUUGUGCACCAAAUAAUGCCAACACAUAACCUCAAGUUCUUAGAUGUAGCUGGAGGCACUGGUGACAUUGCAUUCCGCAUUCACCGCUUUUCCAAAAGAUUGCCUUCAAUCAAUUCAGGAAUUACGAAUGGUCCUUCAAAUAAUUCAGAGCCACAGAUUACCCUCUGUGACAUCAAUCCGGCCAUGAUGGAGGUAGGAAAGUCUAGGGCUAACAAGUUAGGAAUUUCUUCGAUUUGUUGGGUGGAAGGUAAUGCAGAACAACUUCCUUUCGAAGAUAACUCUUUUGACGUCUACACCAUUGCAUUUGGGAUUCGAAACUGUACACAUCUGGACAAAACAAAAAGCUUGAUACAGGUCUUGUUCGAAGCCCAUCGCGUGUUACGACCACAUGGACGGUUCUUUUGUUUAGAAUUCAGUCAAGUUGUGAAUCCUGUCCUGGGCAAAAUGUACGACAUUUACUCAAUGCAGCUCAUCCCUGUCUUUGGCCAGCUGAUUGCUGGGGACUGGAAUUCUUACCAAUAUUUGGUAGAGAGCAUUCGCCAAUUUCCUCCGCAGGAAGAAUUCGCAGAGCUUAUCCGAAGUGCUGGUUUCAGUUCCGUCAAUUUUACCAACUAUUCUUUUGGCAUAUGUGCUGUGCAUAGUGGAUUCAAGAAACCACAACGUUCAGAGGAAGUUAAACCUUGCAAAUAACACUUUGAGGAUUGAUUUAUCCACAGAUAGACAUACUGUAACUCAGCAAGUGAUGAAACUCCGUCUUUG